Centropristis striata (black sea bass) is the source of this 981-nucleotide messenger RNA. RefSeq names its product dual specificity phosphatase 28 (gene dusp28). Gene Ontology annotation, biological process: protein dephosphorylation. Gene Ontology annotation, cellular component: cytoplasm. Gene Ontology annotation, molecular function: MAP kinase tyrosine/serine/threonine phosphatase activity. Bases 329 to 778 code for a protein of 149 amino acids. The transcript has 3 exons. Lineage: Eukaryota; Metazoa; Chordata; Actinopteri; Perciformes; Serranidae. The record is from RefSeq and is a predicted model, not a curated record.
UCUAUUUAAGUCUAAGUUAUUAGAAAGUGAGAAUUUAAUACCUAUAAACUAGUUUCACUGUGUGAGUCCUGAGUCGGACCGGCUUUAGGACCCAGAGAGCAGCGGUCACAGUCCGGGAGGUAAAUAUAGCGCGCGGCUGCUGAUCGGAGCAGUUGGGGGUCAAGAGGAGACCUGAACGGACUUGAACGGACCUGGACGUCCUGAACGGACCGGAUCCCCCUGAUCCGCCUCCAGCCUGCAGGACCGAACAACCGCAUCAGCUGCAGGUGUGCUUACCUGUGAACAUCAGCGCUGCAGUAAGGAAGCCUGUGAGGCUCGGCUCUGCAGGAUGCUGCAGCUGUGUAAAGUCACCAGCGCUCUGUUCAUCAGUAACGCGCGCUCCGCCUGCAGCGACGAGCUCCUCCAGCAGGAGGCGGUGACGCUCUGCAUCAACGUGUCGAAACAGCAGCCGUUCCCGUCCGCCGCCAUCACCAAGCUGCAGAUCCCUGUCUACGACGACCCCGCCGAGAACCUGUACGCCCACUUCGACCGCUGCGCUGACGCCAUCCAGAAAGAGGCGAACCGCGGCGGCCGCAGCGUCGUUUACUGCAAGAACGGACGCAGCCGCUCGGCCACCGUGUGCAUCGCCUACCUGAUGAAACACCGCAGGCUGACGCUGACCGACGCGUUGCAGAGAGUGAAGACGGCUCGACACCAGAUCGAUCCGAACCCCGGCUUCCUGUCGCAGCUGCAGAGAUAUGAGCAGGAGCUGAAGAACAGACGAGGACAGAGAGACUGACAGCCAGAUGUCUGUCUGAAGUUCAAUCAGUCAGUUUAAGAAUAUUUCAAACAUUAUAUUUCAGAGAUUGUAGUUUCAGUGCUGCAGCAGCUGCUUUGCAAACGUCAGCAAAAACUUUAGAGCAGAUUAAAUUAAAUAUGGUAGAAUAAAAAGAGUAAAUUAGAGAUUAUAAUGAAUUUACAUAUAAGUGGGAGACAAUAUUA